Molecule: messenger RNA, 1656 nt
Organism: Oxyura jamaicensis (ruddy duck)
Lineage: Eukaryota; Metazoa; Chordata; Aves; Anseriformes; Anatidae
Product: fibroblast growth factor 5-like
Biological process (GO): animal organ morphogenesis; positive regulation of gene expression; positive regulation of cell population proliferation
Cellular component (GO): cytoplasm
Molecular function (GO): fibroblast growth factor receptor binding; growth factor activity
Source: RefSeq, a predicted model, not a curated record
GCCCCGCAUCCCCCGAGCCCGGGCUGGGGGCUCGGGGCUCCGCACAGGUGCGGUGCUCCCCCGUGCGCAAACAGCGGGCGGGAGGGGCGGCCCCCUGCCGCCGGUGCUGGGCGGCGGAGCGGGGAUGCGGCGCCCUCCUCCCGCCCUUCCUCCUCCUCCUCCUCCUCCUCCCUCCCGCCGGCAGCAUGAGCCCGGCCUUCCUCCUCCUCCUCCUCCUCCUGCCCGCCCGAGCCCGGCGGGAGCGGCUGCCCGGCGGGGCGCAGGCGGGACGCAGCGCCCCCGCUCCUUCCUCCUCCUCCUCCUCCACCUCUUCCUCCUGGGCCGCGGGGCCGAGCCGCUUCCCUCGGAGCCGCCCGGGGCGGCGGCGGGGCCGGCUGUACUGCCGGGUGGGCAUCGGCUUCCACUUGCAGCUGCACCCCGACGGCCGGGUGGACGGCGCCCACGACGCCAGCCCGCUCAGUAUUUUGGAAAUAUUUGCUGUGUCUCAGGGGAUUGUAGGAAUACGAGGAGUUUUCAGCAACAAAUUUUUAGCGAUGUCAAAAAAAGGAAAACUCCAUGCAAGUGCACGUUUCACAUCCGAGUGCCAGUUCCGGGAGCGCUUCCAGGAGAACAGCUACAACACCUAUGCCUCAGCCGUGCACCGCGGCCGGCGCUCGGGCCGCGAGUGGUACGUGGCCCUCAACAAGCGGGGCAAGGCCAAGCGGGGCUGCAGCCCCCGCGCCCGCCCCCAGCAUGUCUCCACGCACUUCUUGCCCCGUUUCCGACAGCCCCCCCCACCGCAGCUGGCCUUCACCGUCACCCGGCCCGAGAAAAAGCCGCCGCCUCCGCCACCACCACCAAAGAAAAUGGCAGCGGCCACCCCGCCACGGCAGAGCCAGGGCCCUGUCAAGUACCGGCUGAAGUUCCGCUUCGGAUAGCUGCACCGCGAGGAGGCUGCGGGGGAUUUUUGGGGAGGAGAGGAGCCUGGUACCCCCACUUGUUCCCAGAUGGGACAGAUGUGGGGACACUGCCGGUGGCUGAGGGACGGAUCGGAGCGGGCGCUGCUGCUGUGGAUGGGGAGUGAGGCGCAGGCGUUGCUCUGCUGCUGCUGAGGGAAGCCAUGAGGGGCCUCCGCCUCGGACAUGUUUUCUUGCACUGUUUUCGCUGGUGAUGCUGUCGACAAUCAUUUUCGUACAAGAGUUACGUCCAGAGCCAACCUCUCAAGUGCCGGAGGGUUUUCAAACUGUGUUGGCAAUAAUAUAUCUCUCUGUAAAGGCUGUUAAGGGGAGGAUGGCCAUUUGCUGACAUGCAGCCCCGCGGAUACACUGAUCAGAGUUUGUCUGCACACACCUGGAAAACGUUUAUGCUGAACCUGUGGGGAACCAUAAAACCUCUGCUCUCCUACCAGGGCCUCACUCUGCACUUCGUUAAUUAAUUUAAAUGUGAUGGUGGUAUUGUAAGGAAGAGCUUGGUGUGGCAGCACUGGCGGUGAAGCUGUUGCAGGUUAAUGUGAGGAGGAUGGGCUGAAAACCCCUCCUGGUCCCAGAUGGGUUUGCUGGUCAGAAGGAGGCUGACAAGGUGAAAAUAAAUGGGUAAAUACCUCUGUUAAACUAAAAGCGGUCUGUAGCUGACUUGAAAGAGUUUUAAGCAAUAAAGGUAACUUUUUGAGUGUGUCAA